GCUGGCGCGCGCAUGAGCUCAAGUAGCUGAUGAAAUGACUCGCGAAUACGACAAAAAAUGAAAGAAAAAAAAGAACACACCCAUCGCCGCCGUCACUCCAACCACCACCACGACCACCAGCAACAACAGUAAUAACCCUAUCAUCAACAAGGAGUAGUCAAGGACACGCCCAACUAAAAAGACCCCUAAUUUAGAGAGCUGCCCUACUUUUCUUUCAGAGAAAGGAAGAGGCCGGAGGAUAGGAGGAAUGAAAAGGCUAGCUGGACGUAGUUAAAAAAGGAUGUUGAUGCAAGGAGGAAUAGGGGGAUCAUUUACUAGUUCAAGGUGCCAAGAUUGUGGGAACCAAGCCAAGAAGGAGUGUGUGUACUUGAGGUGCAGGACUUGCUGUAGAAACAAAGGGUUUCAGUGCCAAACACACGUUAGGAGCACCUGGAUCCCUUUGUAUAGAAGGCGCCAGAGGCAGCAACAGCUUGCGGCAGCUGUUCUUCCGCAACACCUUCGAGUUCGAGGACAUAACCCUAAAAGGCAAAGUCAAAUCACAUCUUCCGGGUCCGAAGAGGCAAAUUUCCCAGCUGAAGUGCACCUCCGGGCGGCAUUCUUUUGCGUCCGGCUGGGCUCAGUGAACGAUGCAGCUGAAGAUCAGUACGCAUACCAGACAGCCGUGAGCAUUGGAGGGCAUUUAUUUAAGGGUAUUCUCUACGAUCAAGGCCCUGAUCAUGAAAGCAAUUGCACUGCCGGCGAAGGCUCCUCUCUUGCACCUCAACCGCCUAAGCUUCUCAAUGCUGCUGAUCUAGCCAAUAUCACUACCAAUCCAGCUUACACGGAGACAUUACAUCCUCCUAUAUUUCCCUUUCCCUUUACUACUACUUUCAUGCCGGAUGAUUAUCCAAUAUUCAAUGCUCAUCAUCAUGUCGCGCAUGAUCGAUCAUGAUUUAUCCAUCGAUCAG
Molecule: messenger RNA, 947 nt
Organism: Juglans regia (Persian walnut)
Lineage: Eukaryota; Viridiplantae; Streptophyta; Magnoliopsida; Fagales; Juglandaceae
Product: protein SHI RELATED SEQUENCE 3-like
Exons: 3
Coding region: 281-931 (216 amino acids)
Biological process (GO): positive regulation of DNA-templated transcription
Cellular component (GO): nucleus
Molecular function (GO): DNA-binding transcription factor activity; DNA binding
Source: RefSeq, a predicted model, not a curated record